AUGUCGGAAUCAUCGGAAAAACUUCAGCCCCUGGGAGGUGACAAUCCGAUACGGGCAGUCUUGAAUACCGUGGUUUUCCGCCUCGUUUCAGGCUUUCGAUAUGCAGCUGACGGGGAGAACCCACCUUAUGGCAGUGGACAAGAUCACGGAAUGGCAGUUUCAUCGUCUUCUCGCAGCAUCGUGGCAUCUUUAGGGCCUGCAGAAAAAGGUGGAAAGAGGAAACAUGUCCAAAACGACGACUCAGACUCAGAAGAGGACGCGACCGAUCCAAGACCUUCCAAAAGGUCUAAGAAAACGUCACAGCCCAUCAAGCUUCUGGCCUGUCCAUUUGGAAAGAUGAGCCCCAGCAAAUAUUUCGUCUGUUCACGAUUCCAGCUCAAACGAAUCCGGGACGUCAAGCAGCACCUGAAGAGAAAGCACACCCCCGACGAUUAUUGCAACCGCUGCCUGAGAAUCUUCGAUGACGAAGAAAGCCUCACGCAGCACGUGUCGCAACCAGACGGGUUCGGUUGCCAACUCGCGCCUGAGGGGAGAACGCUGGAUGGAAUUACCCAUAGACGAAGCCGCGAUCUCUCUAGAAAGGCAAACGCGGAGUUGUCGGAAGAACAACAAUGGUUCGCAAUCUGGGAUAUCGUUUUCCCCCAGAAGCCACGCCCUGAAUCCGCUUACCUAGAUUCCGCUUUUGCUAUGCAAGUUUGCCUAUUUCGGGAGCAUUGUGCGCGACACGCGGAGCCGCUCCUUGUCCAGAAUCUUCGUGCUGCUGGACUGUUAGAUGAAGGCAGGGUGGCCGCCGACCAGGGGCAGCUCUUAAGGAGAGUUAUUUCAGAGUCUUUGGAUUCCUUCUGCGAUACUUUCAGCACGAAUGGCUCUUCGGACUCAGGAAUAGGUCGAAACCGCAAUUUAACACGCAAUGAGACACCCGCUGCGUCAUUGGUAGACAGCGGUAUUGGGAUAGGAAGUCACUUCCAACCAAGGACAGCUCCAUUCGCAACUGCAUCCGUUUCAAAGCAAAACAUCCGCCCAGUACCUACGGAUGUUCCAGCGGAUUUUCAAACACUAGGGUCAGAAGAGCGGGCAAUGUUUGGCUCACAAUCUUUUGCCAGUUUACAUCAACCGGGAGCCUUGGGCCAGUCCUUUACAGCGGAUUUCCCUCUUGAUCGCGAUUUACCAAGCGUGGAACAUAGGCCUGAUGGAUUUGGAAUGUUUGGCUACAACUUAUCAACGGUUUUGCCUCCCCUCGAACUUUCCUCGUGGCCCUUCCUACAGACAGAACUUAUCCCGCACGAAGAGGGUGCUGAAAACGCCGUAUAA
Molecule: messenger RNA, 1311 nt
Organism: Colletotrichum abscissum
Lineage: Eukaryota; Fungi; Ascomycota; Sordariomycetes; Glomerellales; Glomerellaceae
Exons: 1
Coding region: 1-1311 (436 amino acids)
Source: RefSeq, a predicted model, not a curated record